Molecule: messenger RNA, 1425 nt
Organism: Annulohypoxylon truncatum
Lineage: Eukaryota; Fungi; Ascomycota; Sordariomycetes; Xylariales; Hypoxylaceae
Exons: 4
Coding region: 1-1425 (474 amino acids)
Source: RefSeq, a predicted model, not a curated record
AUGGCUUUCUCUCCUUUACCAUCUUUUUUGCUGGUUCUAGGUUUAGCUGCUUUACCGAUGGCUUCCGCUCACGAUCACGAUUCUUCUCAUAUCGAGGAAGGACAGACUAUUUCUGUCGACCCGAUUGACACGACAUUAUGGAUUCACAUCUUCGUUCAAAUGUUUACCUGGGGCGUCAUCUUCCCCUUAGGCAUGGUUCUUGGGAUCGUUAAAUCCCGAUGGCACGUCCCAGUUCAAGUUCUCGGAACCGCAAUAGCGAUCCUCGGAUACGCCUUAGGACAUAUGCACGGCGGUCGCGAAUUUCGCCACAACAACGUCCAUUCCAAGUUCGCAACGCCGAUCUCCUUGUUGCUUUUCGCCCAGAUUCUCAUGGGCAUCUACUUAAAACUACAUCUCGAGAAGGGGAUCAAUGGAAAGAUUAGGCGAUUCGUGAAGAUGGGACACGGUAUUGUUGGAAAGGCCAUACCCGUACUCUCUUGGACGCAGAUGCUGUUUGGCGGCAUCACCGCUCUCGGCUUCUGCCAGGGUGAUCAUCUUGGUCAAUGCCUGGCGCAUUUCAUCAUGGGAAGCGCUUUUAUUGCCUACGGCAUAAUCUUGACGAUUAUGUUACUCGUGGGACAGCUGUGGCUGAGACGCUCCGGUCGAUCGCAAGAAUUUUUCGAUAGCUCCUUCAUCGCUGCUUGGGGAGUAGUCAACACCUUCACGGAACAUCGAUGGGGUACCGCAUGGGUUAAGAAUGACUGGCAACAUACUACUAUGGGCAUAAUAUGGUGGGCUGCAGGGUUAGCCGGAGUUUGGCUGAGCAGGGACCGAGACGGUAGACCCCAGCGCAACUUCAUCCCUGGCUUUGUCAUUUUGAUCACCGGCUGGGCCAUGAGCGCGCAUCCUCAAGAUCUCAUGAUCAGCGCCGAGACCCACAAGAUGUUCGGGUACACCCUCAUGGCUGCGGGUGCUACUCGAAUCAUCGAGGUAUCAUUUGUAUUACGGGACCGGCCCAGCAUAUCUGAGGAGGGCCGAGAAACAAGCAGCUUCCAAUACGUCCCUGUCUUCUUACUCUACGCCUCUGGAUUUUUGUUCAUGGGCGCUACGGAGGAGCAGAUGGCCCUAGUCGCCUCUUCAGGCAUGGACCAUGUUGCCUAUAUCUUGAUAUUAUACUCCCUCGCUUUCAUUAUUUUCCUCUUCACCAAUGUGCUUCUCGGUAUAUACGACCGUAAUAGUGCACCUACGCUUGCUGCAAAGGAUGCGGCUAAUGGCCGAUUGGGACCUCGGGUUAACGGAAACAUACCUGUCAGAGAUGCUCAGGAGUUUGAGCUAGAGGGCUUGAUGAGCGAAGAUGAGGAGGAAGGUCCGAAAUUGCACAGUGAUGACAGUAGCCUAGAAAGCCCGAGCACCGUCGGCAAAAAUAGCGACGGGGUUGCCCGCUGA